AUGGAUACAACAGUCCUCUUCGCCAUCAUCGAGUCGUUGAAUGCUCGCUCCGAGUACGUCACAAGCCAGGACGACGGCGUUGCGGAACAUCGGAUCAAUCAGUACAUCAUCAAGCAAGAGAUCGGGCGUGGCUCUUUCGGCGCUGUCCAUCUCGCAGUCGACCAAUAUGGCACGGAAUACGCAGUCAAAGAGUUCUCCAAGGCCCGACUCCGAAAGCGUGCCCAAUCCAAUAUUCUUCGAAAGCCUUUCCAGCAACGACGUCGUGGUGCUUUGCAAGGGUUUAAUUCUCCCUUGCACAGAAAUAUCGGACAAGAGGGAGGGGCACCGGAAAACUCCAUUGACCUCAUCAAAGAGGAAAUUGCAAUUAUGAAGAAGUUGAAUCAUCCGAACUUGGUAUCCCUGAUCGAGGUCUUGGAUGACCCUACCGAAGAUUCGCUCUACAUGGUCAUGGAGAUGUGUAAAAAGGGAGUCGUGAUGAGGGUCGGACUCGAGGAGCGGGCAGAUCCAUAUCCGGAUCACAUCUGUCGGUACUGGUUCCGUGAUUUGAUCUUGGGGAUUGAGUAUUUGCAUGCUCAAGGAGUGGUGCACCGUGAUAUCAAACCAGACAACUGCCUGGUCACUGACGAUGAUGUCUUGAAAAUUGUCGAUUUUGGAGUGUCGGAGAUGUUUGCGAAGGACUCCGAGAUGCUCACCGCUAAGUCGGCGGGCAGUCCUGCGUUCCUCCCCCCAGAGCUGUGUGUUGCUCGACAUGGCGACGUGUCAGGCCGAGCAGCAGAUAUCUGGUCCAUGGGAGUAACUCUAUACUGUCUCAAGUACGGCAGAAUUCCGUUUGAGAGAACGGGUAUCUUCGAACUCUACGAUGCGAUCAAGACGGAGGAGCCUGAUCUGAGUGAGGAGCAAGACCAAGAUUUUGUCGAUCUGAUGAGGAAGAUCCUGGAGAAAGAUCCACAAAAGCGCAUCAAGAUGCGGGAUUUGAGGGACCACGCGUGGGUAACCAAGCACGGAGCAGAUAAACUUUUAUCAGAAGAGGAGAAUACAGCAGACCUCAUCGACCCGCCAACCGAAGCUGAGAUGAAUGCAGCAAUAACAUAUAACAUGACAAAUCUCUUGACAGUUAUGAAAGCUGUCCAGAAAUUCAAGGCCCUCUUGGAGAAGAACAAGCCUCCUGCAAUGAAAUCGAUCUUGGGAGACUAUGCGGAUACCCGUUUCUCGCAGCCUCCAACGAUGAUGCAUGGAAAAGAAGCGACUUCCGUCGCUCCAAAAUCGCACAUUUCCACUGAGGCCGAUGGAGCUCAUCUGAGUGACUGGGGAAACCCACCGGAGCUUCAGCAGGGUGUUAGCCGAUCAAACGUACAACCCAUACCCACCUUGAGCAUCGACGAUGCCACUACUACAGAAUCGGAAACACGAAAACCAAGAAUUGACAAUGAUCCUACAACAUUCGUGAGCGAAAGCAGCACGGAUACAGAUGAUCCGAUCUCCAAAAUCCUAUUCCCGGGGGACAUGGACAGUUUGGACCCAGGGAAAUUACCACCCUUCCGGUCGUUGAAGCUACACGCGAAUACGACUGAUGAGAUCGGGCAUCGAGGACAUGCACAUGAUCCUCUGGAAGACCAUUUGUACCUUCGAAUUGGGCCGUCGACAUUUUCAGGGCUCAGUUCGCAGGCGGACAACGAAGGGAGCUUCAUAGAAGAGCCAGAGGAUGAUGCAUACUUUGUCAGCGAGAGCCCCGGGGCGGCGGACGUUGACAUAUACGAGACCGCAUACCGGGAUGAGAUUGAGCGGAUUAUGGCCAAAGCCAAGGAGCAGAACAAAGAGCCAAAUGUCUACUUGACACGCCGAGUAGACGAGAAACUGAUGGCCAUUAGCGGACUGGCGGGCAAGUGGGCGGCCAUGGGUGAAGAAGCCAAGAACCAUUUCAAAGACUACACGCAGUUUUCCGCGAGGAAAGCACGAGUAACUGAAGUCAGUCGUGCACUUCGGCAAGCGGCACGAGAGGAAUAUGAACGGAGAAAGCAGGAACGGCGGGAACAAAUUGCUGCCGAGAAAGCGAAGCACAUGGCAGAAGGACACGAAGCCUCCAAGCCAGCCGCUGACGACUCAGCUCCUACAGGCCAGGAGGGUGCAGAGCCUCCGGCCGGAAGCCCUCCAUCAGCAAGCAGGCAAUCAUCCCUUUGGAAAGGUAAGGCUGUAGAUAAAGGCCGGCAGGCCAGAACCUCAAUUCUGGGUCUGAUGGACAUGGUUAAGAACAAGAGUCGCGCCAGAACCAAGGAGGAGGAAGGAUGA
Molecule: messenger RNA, 2286 nt
Organism: Capronia epimyces CBS 606.96
Lineage: Eukaryota; Fungi; Ascomycota; Eurotiomycetes; Chaetothyriales; Herpotrichiellaceae
Product: CAMKK/CAMKK-META protein kinase
Exons: 5
Coding region: 1-2286 (761 amino acids)
Biological process (GO): intracellular signal transduction; protein phosphorylation
Cellular component (GO): cytoplasm
Molecular function (GO): protein serine/threonine kinase activity; ATP binding
Source: RefSeq, a predicted model, not a curated record